AUGCACCUCAAUACCAAAAUUCUCAUCGUCGGCGGCGGCGCCUUCGGUACCUCGACCGCAUAUCAUCUCUCGCAACGAGGAUACAAAUCCAUCCGAGUACUUGACCGAUACCCAGCUCCGUCAUGCGAAGCAGCUUCCACCGAUAUCAGCAAAGUCAUUCGCAGUGACUAUAAUGAGCCGCUCUACGCCAGAAUGGGGAUUGAGUCCAUUGAGGCAUGGCGCGGUUGGGACAUGUUCAAAGGGCUGUACCAUGUUCCUGGAUGGAUCCUUAGUGCAAGCAAUUUGUCCGUUCCUUUUGUGGAGGGUUCGAUUGAGACGUCCAAAAAGCUCGGGGUUCAAGGUCUGGAGCGUCUGGCUCCGGAUCAAAUUCGAGAGCGUUUGCCAUUGGUGACGGGAAAAUUGGAUGGGUGGAAUAUCAAUGUCUGGAAUCCUACUGCCGGUUGGGCGAAUUCCGGCGAGGCUCUUCGGCGAAUGGCAGUUGCGGCGGAAAAGAAUGGCGUCGAGUAUAUUACAGGGGAGGCAGGAUAUGUACAACAACUUCUCUACUCGGCCGAGGUAUGUACAGGAGUUGUUGCUCGAGAUGGAACGGUACAUAAAGCCGACAUGGUCAUCAUGUCUGCUGGAGCGUGGACACCUAGUCUGUUGGAUCUCGGAGGACAAUUGACGGCAAAAGGUCAUGCAGUAGCUCACAUUCAGAUGACGCCAGAGGAAACGCAGCGUUAUGCAUCACUCCCUAUCCUCGACAACUUGGAACUAGGGUAUUUCUUCCCUCCGCAGGAAGAUGGUAUAUUUAAAAUGGCACACAGCCAGUUCAUUACCAAUAUGACGACGAGUCCCAUCUCCGGGAUCACAACUUCAGUUCCACAUACUUUUAUUCAAUCACCAACAGACGAUCUGCCAUUGGAUAUUGAAGCAACCAUGCGACGCAACCUACGACGAGUGUUUCCAGAAUUGGCUGAUCGUCCGUUCUGCUACACUCGGCUUUGCUGGGAUGCUGACACGGCCGACCGUCAUUUUCUUGUUACACGCCAUCCGGCCCGUCAAGGUCUUUAUAUUGCUACCGGCGGCUCUGCACAUGGAUUCAAGUUUUUACCGAUCGUUGGAAAAUAUAUUGCAGACUUUCUUGAAGAUAAGCUCGAAGCGGAGAUUGUCCACCACUGGCGAUGGCGUGCGGGGGAAAAUGUCAACACCAAGAAUUUGGCACAUCUAGACCCAGAACUAGAAUUGGCUGAAUUGUCAGGGUGGCGAGACCGAAGGGUUCGUGAAAAUCAGAGGAAUGAUUUGGCGAAGCUUUAG
Messenger RNA from Talaromyces rugulosus, 1296 nucleotides. RefSeq lists its product as uncharacterized. The record is from RefSeq and is a predicted model, not a curated record. Gene Ontology annotation, molecular function: saccharopine oxidase activity; sarcosine oxidase activity; flavin adenine dinucleotide binding. The transcript has a single exon. The coding region runs from base 1 to 1296 and encodes 431 amino acids. Lineage: Eukaryota; Fungi; Ascomycota; Eurotiomycetes; Eurotiales; Trichocomaceae.